UAAGUAUCGGUUGGCCUCGUGACGUGUCUGAGGUUCUGCGGUCGAGCGGUCGAGCCAUCUCCUCAACUGCGCUCCACACAUGCGCCAUGUCAGUCAACAACAGAAUGCGCGCGCAAGCGAACCGUAAUGUAACCAGUACAUUUUUUACCAUAUCUACCGGCACCAACCAUCACACUAGUAUUGAUCGGGCCUUCGUCGCGAUACGGCGUCUCGAAAAUGAGAUUCUAAUAUUAUCAGGCUCUGCCAUUUUGCGAUCAAAUACAUUCGGUGUGAUCCCUUAGACUGCAAUUAUGGAGGUGUUUGUUGAGUGAUUGAUGUGAUUUGGAUAAGUGCCAAUAUGUCUAAGAUUCCCAUCGAUAAAAAUGGAAAGUUGAGAUCAUUUGAGCUUCGAGGAAUUUUUGCCAGCAAUCCUUCAAGAAUAACACGUACCGAGUCUUUGGAUCGUGAUGAGAUAAAAAAAGCAACGAGCUUUACAGAUACAUCCUUCACCGAUGUAUCACAAAAAAAUACAACAGAUAAAUCAUUUUGUAAAACUUAUGCCUCAUUUAUACCGAAAAUGAGCUUAAAUUUAGAGAAAGUAGUAGAACAAAACCCCCGAAUUCUAGAUUUACGAGAAAAAUUGAAUGCAAUAACAAAAAAGCAAGAUCGAAAUGUUGAUAAAAAAACGAAAGGUAUACUUAACGAUAUAACACAAAAGUUAGUGGACGAGAAAGAUCAAGAUGAAUCCGGACCCUAUAGCUUACUAUUUGAUCUCAAAACAGAUGCAUCAACAUCAUGUCAGAAUAAAUCAGAAAACACUUGGAGUCAAACUAAAGGAGGCUACAAUCAGAGUGUAAACCUCAAUAAUAUGAAAGAUAAAAGUCCAGAUCGCAUUGGAGUUAAUGUUCUUAAUUUCGAUGAUAAACCCCUGAAGGAAUUUGAAUACUCAUGUGAAAGUGAAGUAAAUUUUCCUACGAAAAAGGUGUUUAAUACUCAUUCAAGGUCAGAUCUGUGCUUGCAAUUGAAAUCACACAUGUAUCCACGUUCUUUUGAAACAAAUCUCAGUCCAAAUGAUCAUUCCACAAGUAGAACAAAUGAAGAGAAUUCUCUCGAUGACAGCUUAGGCAUCUUAACCCCAGAUCAAAUGGACGAUAUUUGUUAUUUGGAGAAUGCAUUUUCGCCAACAGUGGAGGGACUUCCAAUAUUUUGUGAUAGUAAUGGGUGUAACAAAACGUCACCCGAUAAUGGUGAUUCACCAUCAACUGAUAAGACUGAAAGUAGUUCGGCAGCUUCUACAAUACAAAACGAUGGAUUUGAAAAUAUCGAUAGUAAUAAAAAUACACUAUCACACGAAUCGGCCACAAAUGUUUGCAAAACGUAUAUUAAAAGUUUAGGUUCCUUUGAUAAUCAGUCAGAAAAUAAUGAUGAUCAAAUUUGUCGUCACAAAGCAGAAGUUUCUGAGGAACAUUCGGAUUCUCAUCAUUUACUAGAUAUUACUUUUGAAAACGAAAAUAAUACUUCAAAUCUAGUCGAUGAAGAGUUUAUGCCUUCGAUUCACAGUAGCAUUUUAGAACCCGUCAGUUCUAUGGCAGAUCAUAUAAUUAAUUUAGAGAUUCGAUUGGAUUGCAAACAAGACAGUAGUAUAAUUGUAAGUAGAAUUGAACAGACACCCUCUCCAGAAGAUUUACCAUUAGAUAACUCAGAUAUAAAUGGUGAAAUAAGUUUGUUUUCUCAGUUGUCUGCUUCAACGUUACAUGAUUCUCAGACUUACUCUGAUAGUAAAAAUGACUAUUCUAAGUCUAUGGAGACAUCAAAGGUUUCUAACAGCUUUAUAACAAGUAUCACCAGCAUCACAAGUUUAGAUGGAUAUCAAGGUGAUGGAGAAAUGUCAAGGCCUGUAAGUAGGGGCGCUGAUAAUUCUAUGGAACAACGUGAAGAUGCCCUGGAAAUGAAUUGGCAAAAUGUUCCCGUGACCAGAAGAGCAGAUCCUAUGACUGACUCAGACUUUUUUACGGAAAGCGAUGCUGAUGGUUUAGAUGACCAAAUGCAAAGAGGCGAUCGAAAAGCUCAAGUGAUCGAUGGUGCACUUUAUGGAGGCAAAAAUGGCGGAAACCCACCACUUAUUGUAAAUAGAAAUGACGAUUCAUGUAUGGAAUCUAGUGGCGUAUAUACAGAUUUCGAAAAUCAAAGAGCUUCACCAGUAUAUCUAAAUGUUAUUGAUGAUAUGUCUCCUGCGGGAUCUACACCAUCAACUCGUUCAGAAUGCAGUCAAAAAAAUAAUAGUACAGGAAAUAUAAAUGCAUAUUUUACUGCGUUGGAUAAUCCCUUAGAUGACCCCAAAAUAAAUUUGAAUGCUGUAACAAAAGAUGUAACAACCACUAAAACUACAAGCAAAAGAAAUUCUUUAAAUAAUGAAAAAGACAUAAGAAGUGGCGAUAAAUGUAAAGAAGAAAAGCGAAGUUUCACUCUGAAAAAGUACAAAAUGCCCAAACGUGAUGUGCCAAGCAAACUGAAAAGUAUGCUGGCUAAUAAAAAGACUGAUGUUGAUGUUAGUGUACAAGGUAGCCCCAAAACCGUUAAAAAAAUAGACAGGAGAGAGACUUUGGCAAAGAAAAAUUCAUUGGAAAUGAAGACCGAUUAUAAAACGAAAUCUUUCAAAGACAUUAAAUCUAAAGUGGAUUGUUCUUAUUCAUUACAACGAUCACAGACUGCAUGUAGUGUUAGUAGGAUGCUAAGCUCUAAAUCUACGAACAACAACAUUAAACCAAAAAGCCGUCACAUGCGCAUGCGCAUGGACUUGGGUUCGGCAGCUGGCAGCGGCAAGAGUAGCCUGCACAGCUCACAAAGCGACAUCAGCGCCUCCAGCACGCCUCUUGGGAAACAUGCUACGAGCCGAUUUCCUCUAAGAAACGGCAAGAAACGUGAAAGCGGCACAGCGCCCACGCCCCGCCCACCGCUCACCCCUCCGCAGUCGCAACCCCCACCUGCUCAGGCCAAGAAAAAUGGCGUGGUGCAGAAGCUUACAGCAUCCCCUGUGGCAGUUCGUUCUCGAAACUCCCUGGCGCCGCCGCCGUCCCCCCGAAAACCGCCUUCUCAUCGGGCACCAGCUCAGCGGCCUACUACCUUACCCACAAAUAAAGAGCCACCACGGGUGGCGACGGCGAUUGGAUCGCGGGGGAAGCGCGUGCAAACGCCGCAACAAACGCGCGCGCCACCAGUAACGCUACCCACCGCUCCCCUCCCCACCCCGCCCCGCGAGCAAGCGGUUGCGCUCGCACACGCCGCUAAAGGCGUCGAGGCAUUGGGCGUUUUAGUGCAAUAUUUAGUGUUUCGCUUGGAUGCUUUAAAUGGCGGGACAUGGCGAAUAGAGGCAGAAAAAUGGCGAGAAGUUGCGGCAGCGGAGAGAACCAGUGCUGCCCGCGCCGACAGAGAUCGCCAGCAAAGGGCACAGAAGGACUUAGACACCAUCGCAGAAUGCCUGAGCAAGAUCUCAGAGCUGGAAAUGGAAGUGUCCUCGAAAGAGGAGGCCAACGCUCGUCUUCAAGAAGCACACGUGCAACAGCUCACAGUGCUGGCGAACGAUAUCAAGGGGCUGAAGGACACAAUUGAAACCCUAAAACGUGAAGUGGCUGAAAGUAGAGCGCGCUUGCACGCGCACAGUGAAAUCGAGCGAACAUUGCGAGCGCAAUUAGAAGCGGCGCGAGUAGAAAGCGAGCGUAGCAAGCUGCCUACGGCCGAUUCAUCGGGCGACCAGUCGUGCGACAAGUCAUGCGACAUGUGCGACGCGGCGUGCGACCCCGUCCAGUGUGAGGUGGAGGAUUGUGUGCUGCGAGUCUCUGCCAAUGAGGAACUGAGCACAGAUGCCAACGAAUUGGCAGCUGAGGUACGAUCUCUCCGAGCCGUCAUAGAACUAAAACAGGCCGAAAUGGCUUCCCUCCGCGAUGCCCGCUCAGAGUUGGCGGUGGAGCGUGAAAGGCGCGCGGCGGCCGAACGUGACGUCCGUGCCGCAAAACACGCCGCCGAGGAACUGAAGGAGCGGGCGGCGGCCCGGCAGAGGGACGUCGACAGGCUACGGGAUGAUAACCGCCGCCUCAGGGAAGUGGCCGCCCGAGACCGGGACCACGCCACCAGACUGGCGGCGCUCAACGAGGAGCUCAGAUACAAAUUGCGGCAGAAGUCUCAGGUGGUAUCGCUGCUAGCUGGCGGCGGCUACAUCGAGCGCACUCCGCUGCGGACGCGCACGUCGUCGGCCGAUUCUGUACGGUCUGCGUCCCCGCCCCCCGACUCCCCGCCAUCCCCCGCCGCCUCUCCCGCGCCCGGCACACCUCCCCUCCCCGCUGUCAAAGGAGUUGUAGAGAAACACGACUCCGUCAGCUGGGUGCUGGAGAUCGAAGAGACCCCAGAAGAAGUUGCGUCAAGACUAGCGCGGCGAUCAUCGUUCCGCGCGGCGUCUUCACCGAGCGGCGUGAAGCGUCGCGGCGGCGGCUCCCCCGGCAGCGGCUCCCCCGCGCCCGCCUCCCCCGCACCAAAUGCCUCCAAACUCUUCCGCCCCGGCGACCUCGACUUCCCUCCACCACCACCCCCACUCAAGGAAUCCGCCGGAGAAGCCAUCUAUAUUUACGACGAUCGCCAGUACUGAAUGAAAUAAAGAAUCUAAUUCGUGAAUUACUAGUCUCGUACUCGUGGAACGGAAUAUCACACUCGCAACUCGACAGACGUGACAAUCUACUCGAGUGCGACUCGGAAGGUGAUUUUCAACUGAUUUGAUAUUCUUGCCUGAUGUAUAUUGCAUGUCUCAGUCAUAGAUUUAAAUAAAAAUGGGACCCGAAGUGAAUGUUUGCAAUGUAGCAUAAAAAGUUGCUAUUUGUAACUGAAUAUUAUUUGAGAAUGUAACCGAUGGUGUAGAUUUCUUAAACUUCGUAAGAUAAACCAAUAUGAUUCACAUUAAGAAGGGCCAUAACACAAGCGCCUAAAAAUGCGUCAGUACUAAAUGAACGCGAUAUUACUUUGAGAUAAAACACGGCACUAUUAGAUUUUGUAUGCCGUCGUUAAGUUGAUUUUUCUGCAUACCAACAUAUACUGGUUCAAUAUUUAAUCAUUGUUCAAAGAAAAUUUAUAGCUUGCAGUGAUAUAAUGUUAUUCAACUAUGAUAUUACUUUGUAGAUAUAGUGUUAAGUACCUACCACUGUUACACACUUAACUUAUUUCAUAGUUUUCUGUGUGUAACGAUUUUUGGCAGUCGAGUUAACUUAAGAAAUAAGGUAAAUGAGUAGCUGCCUUCUAGUAUUUUGUAAGUAUGCUUUUCUCAAAAUUUCCUAGCCUUGAAAAUAUGUGUAUAAUUUGGCUAUAAUUUGAAGGAAAGUGUUUUAUGUACCUGUCAGUUGCACCAAUGAAUAGAAUAAUAACUUUCUUUUUAAUUAAUAAAUCACAUAGAUUUUAUUUAAGUGGCAGACAUAUAAUUGCCUACUGGAUCGUUGCCUUAUAAUUAAUUUAACCUGCAUUAUGCCUAACCUGCGAGAAGUAUCUAUACCGGGACUGAUUUGCAUUUUAUGGUUAAUAUCCUUUUUUGACCUUUUACUUCUUCUCAUUCUUCUGUCUUUAUUCUUUCUACAAAUCCGUUCCAUUUUUGUUUUGUUUCUAUUAUUGGUGCAAUUAUUCUUGUUUCUGGUUGUUAUUUAUAUUAAAAAAACAUUAAAUUAAAGAGAUCAUGUGAAAAGCCGGCUGCAAGGUUGUUAUUCAUUAGCAAUAAAGUGAUCCUUAAAUGUUUAUGUCGUUUUGUAUCCACUAUCGUAUAAUUAUAUCUUAAUUAUUAUAGUUUAUCGUGGUUGUUGGCACUGUAUUAUUUUUUAUGUACAAAUAACAAUUUUAAUAAUGGAAAAAAAUAACUUAGAUUUAAGUGAAAUCUUGUCAUGAAAGACAGGACAUUGUUUUUGCAAUUAGAGUUUGACGCUGAUUAUUAAGGGGUGAUGAAUGCUUUUGCAACGUGUUUUUCGAAUUAACUAUUUUUAUUUUCUUGUCUAAAUAUUCUAUCUCAGUCAAACCAAAGAGUCAUUAAAACUCUUUGCUACGUUCCUUAAUUUUGCUUAGCAAACAAAUAUUUUGCAUGCGUUCUACACAGUGAUUCAGGUGAAGUUUGAUUUUUUUAUUUAUUUUUUAAGUUAAAGGAUAAUAAUAUUACCAUUCCAAAUUAAGAAAUGUAAGCGAUAAUAAUUAUUACUUAAUGCGAAGGAUAUUAAUAUAAAAUAAAAUAGUAUGUUACAGUAAAA
Molecule: messenger RNA, 6245 nt
Organism: Amyelois transitella
Lineage: Eukaryota; Metazoa; Arthropoda; Insecta; Lepidoptera; Pyralidae
Gene: toc
Exons: 13
Coding region: 338-4618 (1426 amino acids)
Source: RefSeq, a predicted model, not a curated record